AUGAAAAUUCCUUUCAAAUACACCAGGUCCCAACUCGAGGUCUUCCGCUUUGCAUUCUGCCUGUUGUCACCAGUGGCUGUAAUGUACUACAUUGGUAUCGAUACAGACAAGAAACUGAACGUACCGGGGUUUUGGCCGGACCCUGAAACGCUGAACAAAAUACCCAAGGAGCCUUACGAGAUCAAAGCUGAGCUAGCGAGAAUGAAGAAGGAGAGACUUGAGAAAAGAUUGCGUUUGGAGAAGAAAAUUGCAGAGGAAUAUGGAAUCGAUAUCGAGGCCGAAAAGGCCCGUAUUAAGGAACAGUUGAAGAGCGAUUAA
Molecule: messenger RNA, 318 nt
Organism: Lachancea meyersii CBS 8951
Lineage: Eukaryota; Fungi; Ascomycota; Saccharomycetes; Saccharomycetales; Saccharomycetaceae
Source: the annotation of a GenBank genome assembly